UUACAGCUCCGGAGAGUGAGGUAGGAAGAGAGAACCGUCGUAGUCAUUGGAGAAAACACAUUAACGAACGUCAACAUGGAGGGUUGUAUCUUGCUGGUGCUGGGAAUAGGCCUUCUUCAUACAGCAUCUGCUGUGACUCACUCCCUGAAGUAUUUCUACACCGCAUCUUCUGAAGUUCCCAACUUCCCAGAGUUUGUGGUUGUGGGGAUGGUGGAUGAUGUUCAGAUGGUUCACUAUGACAGCAACAGCCAGAGAGCGGUGCCCAAACAGGACUGGAUGAACAAGCGGACAGACACACAGUACUGGGAGAGGGAGACAGGGAAUUUUUUGGGUUCCCAACAGACUUUCAAAAUCGACAUCAAUACUCUAAAGCAGCGUUUUAACCAAAGUGGAGGUGUGCACACAUGGAUGAGGAUGUACGGCUGUGAGUGGGAUGAGGACACUAGAGUCACAGAGGGGUUUGAUCAGUUUGGAUAUGAUGGAGAGGAUUUCGUAGCAUUUGACCUGAAGACCAAGACAUGGAUCGCCCCAACACCACAGGCAGUCAUCACCAAACACAAGUGGGACAGAAACAUGGGUUUCAAUGAGAACAUGAACAACUACCUCACCCAGACCUGCAUUGACUGGCUGAAGAAGUAUCUGGACUAUGGGAAGAGCACUCUGAUGAGGACAGUCCCUCCCCUAGUGUCUCUGCUCCAGAAGACCCCCUCCUCUCCAGUGACCUGCCACGCUACAGGUUUCUACCCCAGUGGAGUCAUGGUGUUCUGGCAGAAAGAUGGACAAGAGCAGCAUGAAGAUAUGGAGAAUGGAGAGACUCUCCACAACAUUGAUGGAACCUUCCAGAAAAGCGUCCACCUCACAGUGACACCUGACAAGUGGAAGAACAACAAGUAUCAGUGUGUGGUUCAGGUCACUGGUAUCAAGGAGGACUUCAUCAAGGUUCUGACUGAGUCUGAGAUCCAGACCAACUGGGGAAAGACUAACAGGGGUGCAAAUGACCCAAACACCACUGGCUCCGCCCUCAUCAUUGGAGUGGUUGUAGCUCUCCUGGCCGUUGUUGCUGUUGUUGUUGGGGUCGUCAUUUGGAAGAAGAAGAGCAAGAAAGGCUUUCUUCCAACCAGCACUUCCGACACUGACUCUGACAACUCUGGGAAAGGUGUCCAAAAGACUUGAGAGACCUCUCUGCACUUCUGUAACAUCAGAGAAGGAGCUGAAGAGGACAGGAACGAAAUGGAAACAACAAACAUUGAACUUCCCAAGAACGUAACACAUACGUAUACUUACACACACAUCAGUCUCACACAUACACCUUUCUCACACACAAGCUCACACACACACACUGUAAACACAGAAUCCAUAUAUAAAAAAAAUCUGCUGUCAGAAAUAUUCUUUGGUGAUUUCCUUUAAACCGUUUUACUUUCAUUUAAUCCAUGGUUUGGCUUUUUAAAAGUUGUGCUGUAAUUUUGUUGAAUUAUAUAAUGUAAUAUUGCCAUGGUUUGGCUUUUUAAAAGUUGUGCUGUAAUUUUGUUGAAUUAUAAAAUGUAAUAUUGCCACUGUGUGAUAGACGUAUCUCAGUCUUACGGGUAUAUUAGAAUCAAUGGAACACCAUGAAAGUGUGUUUCUGGAAAGGAUUAGAUUGUUGAGCGAUGUUAAAUUAAGAUCUGAAUUUAUAUUAUUCUACAAAUAAAACAUAAAUUUGUUUGAUUUUCCCCUAAGUGAAGCCACCAAAACAAUCACAUUUAAAAGAUAUUGCUGUAAACUGGAAAAACAUCAUUAUUUUGUUUGAAUGUGUAGUGUAGCUGCACAUAUGUGUACGUUUUGGUGGUAUAAGAUACAGUAAUUGUGUGACAUGUUAUAACUUUGCUCACACUAACUUGUUUAAUUGCAUGGCCAUAAGCCAGACAAGGUCUGUCCACAUGUUCCAUUUGUAAAUGUUUCUCUUUUAACGGAAGUGACUUUAUUUUUCGAGCUGUUUUGAUUUUAUGAUACGUUUGAUUUAUGAUGGGGCAUAACACUUUUUGACUAUACGUUCUGUAGAAAUAAGUUGGUGAUGGGGCAAGUGAACAAGUAUUUUAUUGCAAGUGUAAAUGUGAUCCAUUUAAGAGAUACAUAAUCAACCAGCCAAACAAGACAAAUUAGAGACCAAAUUCAUGCAUUCUGUAAUAAUGUUCUUACACCUUUCAAUAAAGUCUACAAAAUUGGAA
Molecule: messenger RNA, 2204 nt
Organism: Coregonus clupeaformis (lake whitefish)
Lineage: Eukaryota; Metazoa; Chordata; Actinopteri; Salmoniformes; Salmonidae
Product: H-2 class I histocompatibility antigen, Q9 alpha chain-like
Exons: 8
Coding region: 76-1173 (365 amino acids)
Biological process (GO): immune response
Cellular component (GO): external side of plasma membrane
Source: RefSeq, a predicted model, not a curated record